Molecule: messenger RNA, 12081 nt
Organism: Amoebophrya sp. A120
Lineage: Eukaryota; Dinophyceae; Syndiniales; Amoebophryaceae
Source: the annotation of a GenBank genome assembly
AUGCUUUCUGGUCUGCUGCUAUCGCAGGCCAUGUCCCGUGUGCCGUCCUCUCGACAAUUUUCUUCCGGUUUAGGUUUUCCUUUAGGCUUGCUGUUGCCGUGGUGCCUUGCUAAGCUGACGGUGUUUCCGUUUGUUAAGCAGGUUGUAUCGAGGUGUGCAUUUGUUUUUUCAAAUAAAAAGUAUACGAAAACAUUAUUGAGACAAACUAGCGCGGGAAUGUCGAGCACAUUCAGUUCCGCGGGACUGGCAGUCCCCCUGCAUAGCUUUUGGAGUCCGCCCCAGAUCACAAGAGGACCGGAAGGUGCCCUUCUCUUCGACACGGUACGAAACGCGUUACUCGAGGGCGUGGUCGAGGCACGCUCGUACGCUAUGGAUUACAAGCGGGCGGAGUCGGCCCCUCCAGUGCUUCGCAGCCGACUGCAUGCAGCGCCGGCUCCCGAGCGGCUCGUAAGCCAGCCAGAAGUGCUUCCCGGUGGCGUGUCUCAUGACAGCGUCACACCGAGCGCCGUUGGGCUGCACUGCAGUGUCAACGCGUUCCAGUUGGUUGCGACCGACCUGUACCCGGACUACGGAGCCGCGAUACCACUGGGUUGUCGAAAGCAGUUCCCGAGCAUGGGAAGUGGCCACGAUCAACGGGUCACAGGUCCGCCACCACUGGACUUUGCAAGGCUCAUUCCUUCCCUCCCCGGAGUCGGCGCUAGGAUCAAGAAGAAGGGCAGCGGCGGCAGUCGAGAUAGCUACCUCCGCCAGAGGGACCUUCCGCAGGUCACGGUAGCGAUCGCGUCAGUAAGACCGCCAUGCGUGCGCAUGGUAGAAGUCAGCAAGGACGAUCGCACCAGGCGAUCCUGCGUGCAGCGGCUAGAUCAAGAAGGAGCAAGGGCUUCGAGAGGUUGCUCUCUCAGGCCAGCGCACAAGAGAGAGCUCUACGUAUCCGCGUUUCCCAACUUCUCGAAGUUCCUGGUUCUGGACGACGACGGAGAGCUGGGCCGCGAGGAAGAGGUGCGCAUGCAGCUGAGAUCGGAGCUGACUACCAGUAACGCGAAAAAGAGGCUGCGGAAAACUAAAAGACGGCCGCAGGCGUCCAUCGGAGCCUUCACGAACGAUAAAUGGAUCAGACAGCUGUUGUUUGAAGAAGCGCAGGGUGGACGUACGACUACUGGUAAAGCAGGUGGCGAUGCGGAAAAAGAUACAAGUCGGGAACGGCUAGCAUCAAUCAUAGAAGGGCGUGGUGUCUGCUUCUACGACUGUGAAGCAGGCUACAUCAAGGUAGGACGGAACGCUGCAAAGGAAGCUCUACGAGGGGGUCUAGGGCGCAGGUACGCUGAAAGGAAGCCGCGCAUCAAAAGCAUGAAGGUGGAGUCGAACUGUUUGUACGAAGCCAUUGCUGCACAAGUUAAGUUACCUGUGGCGGAGGUGAUGAAGUUGUGCGACAACUUUUCAGGGGAAGCGGACGAGCACGACCUCUGCAUAGCCGCGCAAGCCAUGCAAUGUGUCUUUCACCUGGAUUACGGGAAAGGGAGAUACCUGCGAGUAUACCCCCGCAUCCAUGAGCAGAACGGCGGCGGCAAUUUCAAGGUGUUGUUCUUCGGCAUGACUGCAGACGGACGGCACGUUGACGUCAUGGCGGGCAGGCCCCGGAAAAAGAACCCAGACACGAGAAAGUUGAUUAGGCAGUCGGGUAGAAUCAGAUCAAGUAUGCAGCGAGGAGCGGGCGAGAUCCAUUUGGCGGGAAAUCAUAGCAGGAGUAAUCGUAGAAGAGCACCGUCCGGAGCCGUUCUGCGGAGUUCCAGAUGCGAGUUCAAAAAUGUGACAGAGAAGCAGUUCUUGAACUUCUUAAUCACAAUAUCGGAAAACGGGCGCGUGGAAAGCAGCUGCAUCAACAAACGCGACACAAACGACCAGACCGUGUGCUUUGAGUGGGGAGCGGCGCCGGGAGCCACGGUGACGUGCAGAUGGUGGCCUACCGGGUCUCUGUCGAUGCAGGGAGACGCUGGAGGGGCGGCAGAUGCGUUCGACAGCUUCAUACAGCAGGGAUAUUGCGGGUCACAAAAAGCGCAUUUCAAAAUAUGGAAAGGAGGUCGGUACGCAGCAGAUAAGGUAAUGGAGCGGUCGCGAUCAAGGAAAAGAGCGGGGGGCAAGCAGGAUGUGACGUCACCGACGCGGGACCGCCAUCGCAGGAGGGAGCAACAGCACGCUUCGAGCGACGAUGAUGUGGGUGGCUUACUCAGCCGGCCUCGCGAGCCGGCCCGCAGGAAGGUUGACUGGGCAAAGGACGACGUCAGCUAUGGCUCCAUCGAUUCCGCUGGACCGACAGCAUCCAGGACCCCCAAGAUCGUACCACAGUCAUCGCAGGCUCUGGACCAGCGGGCAGCGGCCGCGGGGGGGCGGUGGAGCAGGAGUCAAGCGUAUAGCGAUCGGAGCAUACCACUCAAUCACGUAGUAAGCAAGGCUGGACUUCAUAAAAAGACGAUGGCAGGGGAGGACUUACGGACGGACUCGCGCAAGCGGUGUAGCUCAGAUAUGCGGAAUCAAGAACGACAGGGCGCGGCGGGAAGAACCCCGGAGAGGCAGCAUAGCGGGGGUUGGAGUCAAAGACUGGUAGCCCCCCGGCCACGUGAGGAGGACUUAUGGCCGCCCGCGGCUGCGGCACGCAGGUUGGAGGGACACCCACCAAUUAAGGAGGUCGGGUGGAGUUUGGAGCGACCGACGCUGAAGCUCAAGGUUGCAUGCCAGUCGAAGGUGGCGAAUCCAGUGCGAGAUGGCGGGCCGGCGAUAGGCUCGAGCAGUAGCAGUUGUCGCGAGGAAGACGCGGCGGAAAGAGGCCUGGCGGAGCAGCGGCGGUUACAGAGAAGCAAGUGGAGCAUUGACGAGAGUUCCAGCGAGUCUUGGUCGGCACCAAAAAAAUGCGCGGCAGGAGCCAGCCAGCAUAGAAGAUCUUGCAAAGACCUGUUCGAGGACUACGAGGUCUACUCCUCUCCCGAAAAAAUGGAAGUAGCACCGGAAAGCUGUGAUUUUCUGCACGACGAAAUAAAUCAGGUUAUGCUGCUCAAAUGCAAGAACUGUCAGGAGCUGUUCGUGGAUCGCGAGGAGUUCAGCGCUCACGGGUGCGGGUCUACGAGGGAGGCCGGGGAGACAAAAAACCACACGGAUGCGGACAACUGGUACGAGCGUGAGACCGAGCCAAAGUUCGUCUGUGUCGCGUGUCAGCGCGCCUUCCCGGACAUCGAGAUUCUACACCGGCACUUUCGCGAAUCGGAGCUACACAAGCGGAAUACUGCAGCGAGGGUUGGAAAGGGUGGGCAGCCAGGUGCAGCAUCGGGAGCCGCUAGCGUGCUAGCGUUGAAAGGCAAAAGACAGGCCGGAAAGGCGAAGAAAAGAAGCGGCAUAGACCUUGAGCUGGACUUGUACAGCGAAAGCAGCAGCAGUCCGGUAAAGUCCCCAGCUAGAAAGAAAAAAGCCGGCAUUAGCCCGCGUCAGCGGAGCAAAAAGGAGUCGGCGCAGAUCGCAGGGGGCGCAAGCACGGCGGCGCAGGGGCGAGAUAGCUUAGGCGAAGCAAAGGUCGGCGCGCCCUUGAGGAGCUGGUCGAAGAACAGCCUCUACGACUUGCUGAUAAGUGAUGCGGAGGCGAUAAUGCACUCGGUUAGGGACAGGGAUCAGAGAAACAGCUUGGCCCAGCUGUUGGACAAAGAUGCAAGUAGCAGACCGGGGAGCGACGAUCAAGACAACCACGAAGGCGAGGCUGGCGGAAACAGUAGCUCUCGCGCAUUGCAGCUGGCGGCCAGGAUGUCGCUGUGUCGGGCAGUAUGGCUGAGGACGGAGGGCGAGGAAAAGAACAUGAACGUAUUGAAAAGCCUCAAAGAACUCGUAGAAGAAGGUGAGGUGGAAGGCGCCCUGUUCGUACCGUACGAUCAGGACGCCCCCUGCCCUGGUACGGACCGGCCUGCAUUGAAAAGCCUGGUCCGUACGGAAAGGACCGGGCGCCCCGGUGCCCAGCUUGCGCCAUGGUCUGUGCGGUUUGACGAAAAGUUGUUACCAGCGUACGGAGUAGCAAUCACGCAAGUGAUUCUGAAGAUCAGCCUCGGUUCCAAGCAAGCAGCAGAGAUUAGCAGAUGCGUGACGGAGCUCACUAGCGGGACCACGGCGGAUAAGGAUCUGAGUCACUCGAAGGUAAGGAGAGUGAUGAACUUGAUCAGGAUGCUGGAGAUAGAGCAGGCAGAUCGGAUUGGGUACCAUCAAGGCGGAAGCGGGCGCGAGUUGGCAGCUGGAUUACGUGCAGGUACUUGGGGGUUCGGAAUUGAGAAACACUGCUGGAUCGGGAAAAAGACAGCAAGUUGGCUAUGUGAACUAGCGGAAGAGGUGAAGCAAGGCCGCAGAAUACCCUGCCAGCUGGAGGUACACAGAUCGAAGGAGCAGUCGAGCGAGGUGGUUAGGGAGCAGCACACGAGAUGGGUGGAUGAGCUAGCGCGGCAGCACCUACGCCCACACGUACUGGAAGGUAGCGGCGUGGCGAUGUUAGCAAUCAACCGCAAAGCAGUAAUCUCCAUGCCAUUCUUCACGGAGAAGGAGCUCGAGGAGGACGAGGAGCUCAAGAGACUAGUAGGGAACAAGGCUAGUAUUUGGCUACCAAAGAAGGAUAAGACUCGAGUAGUCGGUAAUCUGCGACAGCACGACUUCAGCACGGCGUCAGUAGUAAACUUUUCAUUGCGGGCUGGGACGGAGCGGAGUCACUUGCAGGACGGGGUAGAGCGUUUUGCGGAGUGCAAUCAGCUCCAGGUGGUGCCGAACCCACCAGGAACCGGUAAGGCCCAGCCGGACGGCGCCUAUGCGAUAAAAUUCAGGCUGGUGCACGUGGAUGUCGCGGACACAGCGGUAAAAAUCACGAAGCGGAUGCACGAGCGGGUGGCAGAGCGUUACGCGCAACGAGGGAAGCUCAGGCGAGAUACGACAAGACUCCUGUUUGACGUCGACGCGCACGAGAUGGACGACCAUCUGCGAGAAAGGGCGAAAGCAGCAAUGGGCGGCACUCUCCACAAGGAGACAAUAACCACAGUGCACGACCACGGCUCCAUAAACGUAAGGAAACGCCCGUGCUGCCUCUUUUCGGACGCGGACAUGAAAAGCGAGGCGCUAGAAAGGCUGAAAAAGAUCUUUGCAAAGAGCGCGAACUUACUAGCGGAAGAUCACCCCCGGGGGGUUCGCAUAUUAACGAAGGCUAGGCGGGAAGCGCAGGAGAAGGAGGAGAGGUGCGCAGAAUCGUGCACCCAUAUCAUAGUGGCAGAACGACUGGGGAAGGACAAGCUGGCGCUCGUGGAUACGAUGAUCGAGAAGGUGUCGGGCGGGAGGAAGCAGGAUAUGAAGCGCUUCCGGGCGAAGACAUCGGCCACGCUACCCAGCCAGGAGUGGUGUCAAGUAUGGCGGUGGGAGUGCGACGACGACAUCAGCCGCACGCAAGAUUUGAUAGGAGCGGAUGUGUCAGAGUUUGGUCUUGCCGCCUGCAGGAAGGGCGGCAGCGGGCUAAUCUGGCCCAGGAGCGUUUUAGUGGAUACCCAGGACAACAUCGGCAUAUACAAAAAAAGGCACGAAGAUUGGCACAAGAGGUUGAAAGAAGCCGCGGCAAUAGCAAGCGAAAAAAGACAUAUUACGCGCACCAGCAGGACCCAGAUCGAAGCCGCAGGAGCGCCUGGAGCUAGGUCGCAGGCGAAGCCGAAGGUGAGGGAGGCCGCACGAGUAGCGGGCGUGUUAAAGCUGAAGGGCGUAAGUACCAGCCCGGAAAGGUCAAAAGGGCAGGGGGCGAUGACGGCUGGAGGCCGUGAUGAGCUCGGAUCGAAGGGCUCUGCGACUACCGGAGAGAUGCAAAAGUUGCUCGACUGGGUGCUGGAGAAGUCGAUAAAAAAGGAUGUGAAGCUGGAGAGCCUUUCGAAGGCGCAGGACGAAGUUUUCAGGAGCUUCUACAUGCUGAUGGAGAAGGCGCCGCCAGGAGCUGGCGCCCGAGUAUUGCUGGAGAAGGCAAAGUCAAGGGUGAAUGAAAUCACAGAUAAGAGGCGAGUGCUAGCCACGCUGGCAGCUGAGCUUCGAAAGGGGGAGCAGGAGUUCAAGAAGAAACUGAACGCGAGCAGUAAGCGGCCUGCUUCGGACGUGUUAGGCGGCUCACCGUGUGACCAAGGCGGAUCGACCAACGCGGCGACGGUGGGGGGCGGCUUCAAGGCUACAUCCCACCUCCCCGUGAAGGGGGAUUCGGAAUCAGCAGGUAAAGGCAGAAGCGCCGGCGUGGUUCCCCGCGCGGACGUAGUGGCUGCUGAGAAGUUAGUGCCCGUCGUUGUGCCAAGAAAAAGCCCGCGGGACACGGAAGUACACGCGACAAGCGGCCGGCCUGCGGAUGAGGGUAUCAGGGCACCUGCGGCAAAAACAAGAAAGGUGUGCGGAGGAGGACGACGCGUUGACGGCGAUGCAGUGCUGAUGGAUGAAGUGGACCGGGCGACGUCGCCUGGCACAUUGAAAAGGGAUCUAGUGACACAAGCACCAUCAGAGGAGAUGCCGACGGGGCAGCAGCGUGGGGAGGUAGCUAGCGACCGCGACGCUGCGCUGGCGGAGGACGGGUGGACACUGCCUACGGUCAAAGGAGCGCGCCUGGACGAGAAUAAAGCACUGAAAGGCGAUCUCAUCGGCUUUGUCGGUCUGGUAUGCAGGGCGGAUGGUGAGGAAGUCAGAUGCAAAAGCUCCGGCGAGGCCCGAAAGCUACUGAUGAGUUUCAUCUGCAACCAAGUACGACAUGGCGACUCUGUGGCGUUCUACGAGUUAUCUAAGUCGGCCGAGCUGAUUAUGGUGGACUCGUCCGGGAGUGCGGGCUGCUUAAGAUCAUCACGUGUAUCCUACUUCCCAGCGUUCUUCGUGGGAUCCCCGCCGGACAACGUACACCGGGGAGACAUGUACGAGUUAACCACAAGCUCGGAAGCGGACCGUGCCAAAGCGCGAGUGAAGCUGCUGCAUGUCGUUACGCACCUAAAGAACUCAAAAAGCAAAAAGGCGGCGGAGCGAAGAGAGCUGAGUAAGGUGUUCUGCGGGCACCAGGAAAAGGAGGCUAGGCUGCCCAGAUACACGGUGCUCUUGGAGGGGAAUAUCCAAGGCAGGUGGACAGUGAAGGAUAAUCGCGACGGGACAAGACGGACGAUGGAGCAAAACAUGGACAACUUGCGGCUGCUGCUAAGUGGAGGUGAGUGCGGUGACGGCGGCGCGCAAGCGGGCGGCCCUGGCCCGCAGGAGCAUGUCGCGGCGUCGGGGAUUUUGGAAGAGUGCGACGACGAGGAAGCCCAGACUGUCGGACGGGAGCGCACGGUAGUCGCCAACAGAUAUACGCUUCAUUUUAACAUGAACGGGUGGGGAGCCAACUCGGGCAAGCUGGAGGACGCGUAUGACGAGGCGCUUAAGAGAAAUGCGGACUUUGACGAGGAAAGCGGAUUUUGGAUCAUAUUACACCUGAACGAGACGCAUAUGCGCAACCUCGAAGAGGAGUUGCCACGCAUAGCGGGCAGCGAUGCAAGGCCUCGAGAGAUUGCAGACGAAGGAGGAUUCCUCGGCGCAGCAAAGUUGCUGGCUGCGUCGGAUGAUCGCGAGUUCGGGGCACCUGCAAUAGGGGGCGCCGCGUUAAUCCUCUGCCAGCCAGCCGAGCUGGGGUGGGCCAUGCCGACGGCGCGGUCGUCGUUCGCGAGAACAGUCACUACGAAGCCCAGUGUCAACCGCCUGACAGGAAGGCGGCACGAAGGCGAGAGUGGACGCGCCGGUGACGACGGUGUGCAGGAGGAGGUGCUUCUGCAGGACAGAUUCACCAAGGAGGAUUUUGUGAUGUGGUUCUGUAGUGUAGUGGUAGGUGAUGAGUGCCACAUUACUUUCUACAUCAGACCAAAUUUAAAACCCAAUGCUACGGAUGCGGAGGUGUCCUACGUCGCGAGUCAGCUCGCGGAGGCAGUGGCGGCUGCUAAGGCAGCGCGACGUCUUGCCACAAGGGUUCAUCUGACGGCCGAUAUCAACGCAAAGCACGACAGCAGCUCGCGCGGUGAAUUUUUGGCGUCGCUCCAGGAGCGGGGCAGGCAAGCUGCCUGGGCAAGAUUCGGACAGAUAAUUCGAAGUUUUUUAGACGAAAUCACGGAAGGUCUGGAGCCGAGAAUCGUGGGCCCGACGUACCAGGACAGGACGACGCCGGACAUGUUCUGGUCGGGUGGCGGCUACGUCGGCAUAGAAGAAUGCAAGUUGUUGCGGUGGAGCGCGGGCGGCGAUCUGGGGCCGAUCGGACAAGCAUCGGAUCACGCGAUGAUAGCAGUUAGAGAGCAGCUGGAAGUACGAGAUCACUUGCAGAGGUUGCAAGACGUGGCAACGGGAGUGCCAUCGCUCAUCGUGAACGUAUCCUGGAAGUGGAAGGACUGGUGGAAACACAUAUGGAACUGGAAAAGCCCGCAGGCCAAUACCAGCGGCUGGAUGUUGCCGGGGGAGGCUAGGCGGCUGAUUUUCGGAAGGUUCGACGACUUCGAGUUGCUACCGACAAACGCCUGCCCGGGCCCGAAGACCGCGGUAGUUCCGGAAUUCGAAAUCUACAAAGGAUACAAGAUGCACAUCAAGCUAGAUCGGGACGACGCGCCAGAAGCUGGAAAACUACAGCAAGUGUACGCAGAGUGCAGUAGCCAGUUGCUCCAGACGCAGUCUUUUACUGAGUUCGAGGAGGUGCUGGCGGAGGCGCUGGUAGGUUGCGAUCUGGCGGAGCAAGCAGGUGCAAGCAGCAAGAUCCCAGCAUCAUACAAGAAAAGAGAAGACAAAAAUAAAGAUGAGAAAGGCGGAAGCGGAGUAUCAGCGGUAGCCAGGGCCCGGAAGGUGUUCGAGGGCAAGGCGAAAGGAUCACCGGUGUCCAGGUACUCCGGCAUGUUGGUGGACGGGUUCCGGAUGAGCUCAGAACUACAGGCAGUAAGAAACGUGGUGCGGUAUUUCUACGAGAAGCCAGACUUGAUCAAGGAGCAGGCUGGAUGGGUCAGCAUAGGGAGCAAGGCGCUUGAGGGGAGUAGCUAUAAGCGCUUCCUCGAGUCCCUACUACGAGUGGCAAAGAUCUGCAAACCCAUACACGUGCCGGGUCACCGAAUAAAACGCCAGCUUGACAAGCUAAACGAGAACUUACGAGGUCCGGCCGGUGUGCGGGGCUUCAUCUACAAAGGGAUGCGAGAGGAGCACGCCAGGCAUCUUGCCAAGCUGAUCGAAAAGCAAUAUGAAGACCUCCAAAGCUGCGACAGAGCGGAGGAGCUGGCGUCCAGGCAGGACAAGAACGAGGGAAUCUGUCUGGCAUGCGGGAUUGCGAAAGGUGAAAGGGUGGCGACGGUCAACAAAUUACGCAUAACGCAGUCGGAGCAGGUGCCAUCCAGAAUCGCGCAGGCAGAGCAGACGGACGUGGCGAUUACACUUGCGAAGACGAAGCUGAUCGGGGAUAUUGCGAAAGGGGGCUGUCCCGGAAUAAACUUGCUAACAACAGCAACAAGAAGAGAGGCGGCGCGCAAAAGUCUGAUACCAGCGGGGCGGCCGGCAGAGGAGUUGCAGCGCGUGAUGAUAGCCAGCAUCUCUUUCGAUAUGCGAGCAAUGUUCGACACGCUGACGGGCUGGGUGCUGAUCACAACUCAGAUUUUACUAGGAAUGCACCCCGGGCACCUGCUGAAGCUCCUGAUGCUGCACCAGUCUCGCAAGAUAUACUUUCGGGUGGAUGGGUACACGCUGAGGGUGAAAGGUCAUAGAGGCGGCUUGCAGGGGACACAUGACGCACUGCUAGCAGGCUUGCUGGUACCACUUCCAUGGCUACAGCUGGUAAGGCGGGCGCUCGCGUCGGCGCGGGACGGGACAGGUCAGCUGUCGGCGCAGUGUCUGGACACAGCGGCGGUAUCGGUGGAGAGGGAAUUGCAGGAGCUGAAGACGAAAUUUGAAGAGGCUAUUUUGAACUACGGGGAAGAUUCGGUACACAAAAGUUACCGGAAGACCGCGCAGCUGGACGCGCCGGUGGUGGAAGAGCCACAUGACGCAUCCAAGGUCGGAGGCCAGGAGGCGUGCGAUGCGGUAACGGCAUGCAUCGACGACACGGAGAUCCGCUUUGCCUUCACGCGGCAAGAUCUACAGAGCGGCCUGUUUCGCAGAUUGGUGGCAUUAAUAAGCAGGAUCAUUGAGCACCUGUGCGAGACAGCCGAAUUAUUUCUAGCGGUCGAAAAGUGCGAGGCCGUGGUGGUGAACUGCGCCAGCACGGGGGAGGAGGGGGCGAGCUCGCUCUCGAAAGAAGAAACGACGGAGAUACGGAGGAGUUUAACAGUGUUCGGCAAGGAGUUCAAGUUGAAGGCGGCAUUGAAACUCUUCGGGUUUCCGAUAGCGGAGGACAUCGCCACGCAGUACUGCAAGCAGAUACGGAGCGCGAUGUUUCUGGCUAGAGGGAUCUGCGUGGAGGCAUGGAAAGGGCGAGCAACAGCGUCGCACUUCACCUCAGUUCCACAGUGGGUGACAUUCGCAAAAAUACGGCACCUUCUCGCGGCCUUGACACAGGUGUCCGAGGAGACAGCAACAGCAGUGAUGGAGGCUGCAGCGUUAGUAUGCCUAGAGAUGAUAGGCGUUUCAAACAGCUUAUUCAGCAAGCUGCAGGACGCGGUGGAGAGGAGAGCCGGGCAGAGAGUAUCAGCCGCGGACUUCUUCUUCGGAUUCUUCGCGAGAACGCCAAUACGGGAGGCGGUGGAGAGGACGGCACGCAAGGCGGUGGCGAAGGAAGCGUGCGCAUUGGGCUACAUUGCAUCCAACGCCAUGGACAGCGCCCUGACGGGUCUGGACAUUGAGGAGCAGCGGAGGAGGAAAAAACUUUGGAGCAACAAGGAACUGAGGAUAGCGGCACUACCCCGUCGAAGCAAGUGCGAGCUGCUGGAGACCGUCGGCAAGCUGCCCGCGAUCUCCUACGAUAAGCAAAAUCAGACAGAGCAAAACAGUCUCAGCAUAAUAAUAGCGAAGAUUGGACGCGCGGCGGUGAGAUACGGGAAGACAGCCAGCGGCAAAUGGAAAAUGGAAGAGAAAUUAGUGGUAUCGCUGCCAGAUGAGGACGUCUAUCCGCGAAUUGGGAGGGCGAUUCAGGUUGGCUACCAGGUGGCGGCGGGACGGUUGCUGGAGACGAGCGUCAGUCGGGAAAACGUCUCCAUAGCGGUCUACUCCUGGUCGAAGGGUGCGGAGGAUGAGAAUGGACUGGUGAGUGAAGCAACAGCAAAAGCGAUCACGACGGUAUGUGCGGAGCGGAUAGCAUUUCUAGCUCAGAAGGAGCCCGCGGCCCAGGUCCUGCAGCUGGCAAGGAGCGAAGUGGAAACGACAUGGAAAACGCACGACGAAAUCUACCCACCGGCAUGGGACGACGAGGUGUUCAUACAGGAGGACGAAGAAGAAAAAUUCCAGAUGUGGCACGAAUUAUUAAGUAAAGAACUAGCGCCAUUGCCGGAACCAAAAGAAGGCGACGCCAGGACGUCAAUUAAGAAGUUGAAGGGGGCGAUGAAAGAGCGUCUAGAAGAUUGGAUAAGAAAGCAGAAUGACGAAGAGUGGCGGCUAAGGGGUAGCGAUGAAAGGGAUGCAGGCGUAGCAGCUCUAGGCAACUAGAGCAAAGAAGAUAAGGAUCAGGCUAAUAGGUUGUUUUGUUUAACGCUUUUCUAUCCCCACAGGAAAAAAAGAAGCAGAACGCAAAAGUCUGGUAGGUAAAGAAAAAGACAACAAAGACAGUGUUGAGGCCGUCGCGCCGCUUCUUUGUAUAAGUUGGUAAGAUGUUACAGUGGCCGUCGCGCCGACCGCAAGGAAGAGCUUCUUUUACUUAGGACCGUCGUGUCCGUCAUCCACUGCAAAAGCAGUGUGAGUGUGCUACAUUUGGCUGUCGCGCCGCACUUGUAUCAAGGCCGUCGAGCCUUACCGACUGAUCCUCGUACGAGGGGGAUCGGGCGUGACCCAAAUAAUUUCUACUGCAGCGACCUGGCGAACCCGGCAUGCUCGCUGGCUUGCAGUGACCAACACGAGUAUUUGCACGCAGGAAACGAACAACGCUGAACCAAGAUG